AUGGAGGAGGAAGAGGAUGUUGUAGCUGUUAUCGGGAUUGGAUGCAAUUUCCCCGGAGGUAUGACGAACCUUUGGUGCUUUUUCUACUGAUUUUCGAUACACUGAUUUUAAGUUGUCGUGUGUGAAUUAUAGGCGCUGUUGUGCUUUUUAACUUAAGGUGAGGGACUGGAAAACUUCUGGAAGGUUCUGUUGGAGGGAAAGAACUGUGUUGUGGAUAUUCCAAAAGAGAGGUUUGAUACCACCUUUUGGUUUGAUGCUGAUGCAAAUAAACCUGGAAAGACUCAGACAUCGAAGGCAGCUCUUAUUGAAGGGUAAGGAUUAUCUAUGUGUUUAGAGAUGAACCAGUAACAUCCCAGUUAAGUGAUGUCUGAGUAUGAUAAAUCUGUUUUUACAUUUUAGGUUCAAUGAGUUUGAUCACAGGUUUUUUGGCAUUACCGAAGCAGAGGCAGAUUUCAUGGACCCACAGCAGAAACUUCUUCUGCAGUGCACAUACAGGACACUAGAGGACGCAGGAAUAGCAAUGGAAAGCAUCAGUGGAAGCAGAACUGGAGUUUACAUAGGUAACCAAUGAUUUUCUGUUACACAGUUAAAAACUACUCUAAAUCUCAUGUAACAAAGUUUGUAUCACACUCAGCCUGUUUGUUGCGUUGCAGGUCUAAUGAACAGGGAUUAUGAGAUGCUGAGAAGUAAUACUUCUAAUUCAAUAAACCACUACAAUGGCACUGGGACUGCUAUGAGCGUGGCGGCCAAUAGAAUUUCAUUCACAUUCAACCUCACUGGCCCAUCUUUAGCCAUUGACAGUGCCUGCUCGUCAUCUUUGGUAGCGGUACAUUUAGCCUGCCAGGCCCUAAAGCAAGGUAUUUGGUCCUCUUCUCCUCAUAUAUGUAUGUAUAUGCCUUAAAGCAAGUGGAUGUAGGGCAGCAAUUAUACUGAAUUUCUCUCUGUUUCAACUAGGAGACUGUGAAAUGGCUCUGUGUGGAGGUGUAAGUUGUAUAAUAGAGCCAAGAGUGUUCAUUGCUCUGAGCAAAGCCAAGAUGAUCUCCCCUGAGGGAACCAGCAAACCUUUCUCCAGCAGAGCAGACGGCUAUGGUAGAGGGGAAGGCUGCGGCAUUGUUCUCCUGAAACCUCUGAAACAUGUAAGUCUGUUUUACAAUCAUUGCAGGACACUAAAAUGCAGUAGGGAGCCGUCUAAUGGUGUGUCUUUAUCUCCUAAGGCUCUAAAAGACGGCAACAAAGUAUGGGGUAUCAUCAGUAAAACAGCCGUCAACCAAGAUGGAUGUGCAGUAACACCAAUCACCAAACCGUCCAUGUCACAACAAGAGGAACUCCUGCGCAGGGUCUACUCAGAGGCUGACAUAGCAGAUGUUCAGUACAUUGAAGCACAUGGAACAGGGACACCAAUCGGAGACCCAACAGAAGCAGGAAGCAUUUCAAAUGUCAUUGCCAAAGCCAAACCUCCUGGUUCAGACAUUCUUCAGAUCGGAUCUGUGAAAGGCAACAUCGGACACACAGAAUCAGCGGCUGGAGUGGCCGGAUUUAUAAAAGUACUCUUAAUGAUGAAGCACGAGACCAUCGUACCUACAGUUUUCUACUCAAAGGACAGUGCCAGUGUAGAUGAAAAAGCUCUGCAUGUAAGUAUUCCAACCAAAGCUGAAAAAUGGGAGACACAGGAGUCUUUAGUGAGGGUGGCUGGAGUCAACAGCUUUGGGUUUGGGGGGACAAAUGCACAUGUGAUCGUACGAGAGCACAGACAAACCAACUUCUUCACAAAGUUCCCAAAAGACUGUUCAAAACUCUUUGUACUAUCUGCAUCCACUGAGAGAUCAUAUCACCUAACUAUUGCUGACACACAGCAGAGAAUUGGCAGUCAUCAAACAGCUGAUUUACAAGCACUAGCAUACACUUCAGCAUGUGGAAGAAGUCACUCUAAACACAAGUACAGGAAGGCCUUCCUAAUGUCUUCUCUCUCAGAUUUAGAGCACCAGUUGUCAUGUACUUUGAAGACAAAAGCAGAGCCAACAAAGUCAGACAUCCAGCUGGUGUUUGUGUUUUGUGGAAAUGGGGUUGCCUACAGGAGUAUGUGCAGGCAGCUCCUGAAAGAGUUCCCUGUUUUUAAAGAAAAGAUCAGAGAAGUUCAGGAUCUCUUCCACAUUCAUAAAAGCCUCACCAUCAGCCAAUGGCUUUCUGCUGAAUGUGGUGAUGAGGAUUUUGAAAAGCCAGAUGUCAUCCAGCCUCUACUUUUUGCAGUUCAGGUUGGCAUUGUUGCUCUCCUAAGGGACUGGGGUAUCAAACCUGAUGCUGUGCUUGGACACUCUGUUGGCGAGGUUGCUGCGGCUCACUGUUCUGGUCUUUUGUCUCUUGAGGACGCUGUAAAAGUGUUGUACCACCGCAGCGCUCUUCAGGCCAAAGUCACAGGGGGGAAAAUGCUUGUUGUUGGAAAUGUGGCUGUAGAGCAAGUUGUAGAUGUCCUUCCAACCUUUUCUGGGAAUAUCUCUGUUGCAGCAUUCAACAGCCCCCAGUCCUGCACUCUGUCAGGGGAUACAGAUGCUAUAAACAACCUCCAUCAGAGGUUGAAGAGUCUAUUCACCUAUGAGAAUAUCUUUCUCCAUGAGCUGGAUGUGCCAACAGCGUACCACAGCCAUAUGAUGGACCCCAUACUUGAUGACAUUGAGAGAAGUAUCGAUCCUUUGGUUGCCAACAACAAAGAGUGCAGACUAUAUUCAACUGUGACUGGAGAGGAAUCUUCAAGUGGUGACUUUCUUUCAGGGAGGUACUGGGCAAGAAACAUCCGAGACCCUGUUUUGUUCAAACAAACCCUGCAUGCAGUCACCAAAGACAGGUCAUCGAGGAGCAGUGUGGUCUUUGUGGAGAUUGGACCGCGUAGGGCUCUCCAAAGGAACAUACAUGAGACUUUGGGAAAUAACGGCACAGUUCUUCCCUCUGUCCAGCCGGGGAAAGACCGUGACACAAUCUUGUCUACUGUGGCAAAACUAUUUGAACUUGGCAUCAAUGUGGACUGGUGUCGGCUCUAUAGAGGUUUUGAGACAUUGCCAGUGGCUUUUCCAGUCUAUCAGUUUGACAACACAAAAAAGGAAUCUGAUUUUGAAGCGAUGAGAAAAGGUGACAAGCCAUGGGAUUAUUCCUCCCAUAUACUGAUAUCCCAAAUAAAUCAGGGCAAUAAUGAGUACUCAUGCAAUCUGUCAGGGGAGACUGCUCCAUAUCUUUGGGGGCAUAAGAAUAAUGGUGUCCCCAUAGUGCCCGGGGCAUUUUAUGUUGAACUAGCUUUGGCCUCGCUGAUGGCAAGUUUGACUCCAAAGAAACCGGUAUCUCUGUUCCAGCUAAGUGUGAAAUUUGAGAAUGUGUUUACACUGACCUCAGACUGUCAUCAGCUGAAAGUGUCACUGGAACAUUCAGAGAAUGAUGGUUCGUUUAAAAUACAGUCUUCAGGUGCAACACAUGCCUCAGGCACAUACAGAUGUACCGAUGGACAACCACUGCUAGAAGAGCCGGCUGUUUGUCUUAACAGUAUCACUCAACGAUGCAAACUGGUCAUGACAGCAAAAGAGAUUUAUUCGAUUCUCUCUCAAGCAGGAUUUGAUUACGGCCCUGUCUUUAAACAGCUAGAUGAUGUGUACUUUGGAGAUGAAUUCAAAGAAGCUCUGACAACAAUUCAAAUCCCUGCAGAACUUCUUGAACAUCUUUAUGAGUAUUUUAUUCAUCCUGUGGUCUUGGACUAUUUCCUGCAAAUGGCUGCUGUGGUGGCUACUGGACGACUAACAGCUAGACAAGGCUUCCCCUCAGCUGUUGGUAGCGCAACCAUUUCGCGCCCGUUACAAGAGGAAAUGGUCAUGUACUUGCGAGCCACUCAAGAGACUCAACAUUUCCUUGAAGUAUGCGGUGGCUUUUACACCCUAGAGGGUAAGGUACUGGUUGAACUUAAGGCGGUGAGGAUAUCCUUUUUGGGUAAAUGCUCCGAUGUCCAGUCAUGGUUCUUCCAUAAUGAAAUCAUUGCUGUCCCGCAAAUUAUGAGCUUGCAUAACAACCAAAUGAAAGUGAUAGUUUUUGAAGACAAAUUUGGAAUUGCCGAAAGACUAAGGCCAUACCUACACCCAGAGUCAGUGUUUGUGGAGAGCAGACAAAAUUGGACUGGAGACCAAGUUCGAGAUUUAAUUUUCCACUCACUUAAAGCCGAUCGAGACUUGGAAAAUGCUCUCUUCAUUUGGGGUGUAGAAGACCUGAGUCACUUGUCAUCUGAGAAGAUACUGGACAGCUUGGUGACUUGCUGUGAGCUAUUUCGACAGGUUGUCGUUGCCUUGAAGGAGAGCAAGUGCUCCUGCUUUGUCCGGGUCAUAACCUACAGAUCAACAGAGACAAAUGUGGACCAUGUCAGUGCUGGUUUUGUGCUUUCUGGCAUGAUGAGAGCUUGUGCUGCAGAGAUUGCAGGUCUUUCUUUUCAGUUGAUUGAUCUUGCUUCUCUUGCAGGUGAAGAUAUUCAAUCACUCGUCCACAUCAUGAACACCUGCAAACAGCAAGAGGUCAUGAUCAGUAAAGGGCGAGUAUCAACCUCAAGAAUAGCACGAACAGCUGUGACAGACGGGGCUUUGUGUGCAGAGGAUAUGCACUCAAUUUAUCAGAGAAACUUUGCAGUACAAACAAAUGAUCCAUACAAAAUGGCUCAUUUAUCUGCCAUCCCUUAUGACAACAAUGUACAUCCAACACAAGAGAAGUCUGUUGAGAUACAAUUAGGCAAUGUUUGUGUGCAUUCAUCAGAUUACUUCCCUGUCACUGCCUCACAUUUGAAUUAUGGCAAGACGAUGUACUGGAGCAAGCACACAUCACACAACCACAAAGUACUUGCUUUAGAUUUUUGUGGAGUUGUCACAGCUGUUGGGAAAGAUGUUAAAAACCUACAAGUAGGAGAUCACAUUGCGUCAUGUUAUCCAGUUGCUGCCACAACAAAGAUCAUAAUUCCUGAAGCAGUUUGCUACAACACAAAGAGGCUUCCAUUUCUGAAAGACACUCCAUGUGUGUCGUACUUUGUACUGGCGUGGGAGAUCCUGCAGAGAAUUUUAGUCAAGGUCAAACAACAACCCAGAAAGUUGGUCAUUAUCUCCUCCAACCCUGUCUCUGCACUGGUUAAAGUCUUAUCUCUGGCAGCAAACAGGGCAGGCUGGAAUGUUUCCUCUGUGCCACACGUGACAAGAGAUCCUCCAAAUUUUAGCAAGAGCUAUGCAUUUGUUUUUCUGCCUCCAUUCGAUCACUCUUGGCAGCACAUUUCUGACAUUGAUGGUCAUGAUAGACAUGUCAUUUUUGUAAAUAGCAACAUGCCAUCCUCACUCUCAGCAAACAUGUUCAGUUUGAAGACUGAAUACAUGCAUGUACAUAAACUGGAUGUGACCAGUGUACUCCAGAAAGCCAGUCUACUGGGACAAACCAGGAAUAUCUCCAACUGGCUCACAUCACUGGGCUUUGAUACAAGAUCCCUAUCACUUAAAAGAGAGAUCUUCCAUUUGGUUAGUGAAAAAGAGCCUCAGACUGAUGCAGAUUCUAAAUCCUACUUCACAACAAACACGGUGAAGCAAGUUGUACUAAAGGAAUCUGGUUGUCCAAAUUCAGAUAUCUUGAUUAAAAGGCCUGGUCAACUCUUCAAAAAAGGCUGUGUGUACCUUGUCUCCGGAGGGCUCUCUGGCUUAGGACUUGAAACAGUGAAGUUCAUUGCCAGCAAUGGUGGAGGUUGUAUUGCAACACUGUCCAGAAGAACUUUGUCUGAUGAGUUGCAGAUCCAGAUGGAAAUCCUUCAAAGACGAUAUGGUGUGACAAUCAUCAAUCUCCAAUGUGAUGUUUCUGUGUUGGUGCAAGUAGAAGGAGUGAUCUCAAAAAUUGAACAAAGAUUCCCCUGUUGUCCAAUCAAAGGCGUGUUUCAUAGCGCUGCAGUUUUGCAUGAUGGGUUGAUUGAAACCCUCAAUCAGACCCUGUUCCAGAAGGUUCUGAAACCCAAAGUGAGCGGGGCUCUGAACCUUCAUUAUUCAACACUUCACUGCAAACUGGAUUUCUUCGUGUGCUACUCCUCGAUCUCCUCAUUCAUCGGUAAUGCUUCACAAUGUAACUAUGCGGCAGCUAAUUCUUUCCUCGACACGUUCUGUCAUUACCGGAGAAACCUUGGACUUGCCGGGCAGUCCAUUAACUGGGGUCCUUUGAACCUCGGUCUCUUGCUGAACAAAGACCAUUUCCAACAGUUCCUGGAGGCCAAAGGGAUGAUGAUAAUGGAUGUGAGUGAUGUUCAAGAGGCACUUGAAAAAUGUCUCCUGAUGAACAAACCACAACAAGUUAUUUGCAUGUUUAACUUCAGAAAUCUGAAGAUUCACGUUCUUUCACAGAAUGAAUCUCUCAGAAAGCGGUUGUCGGCUUUAGUGGAAAUUGAACUGAAGGAUGAUUUAUGUAAUGAAUCUGUGUGUCAGAGUUCGUUUUCCCCCCAUGAAAGUGUGAGAAAAAUAAUCAGCGACAUCAGUAAUGUAAGAGCAGAUGAGCUGGAUGAUGAGUCAGCUCUGUGUGCUCUGGGUAUUGACUCAAUGUUGGCCAUGACUCUGCAGAAUAAGUUGUUUCAAGAGACAGGUGUGAAUGUACCUUUAGUUAGGAUACUGGACCCCAACAGCACACUGGGCACUUUGGAAACUAUUGUAAUGAAUGAUAAAUAA
Molecule: messenger RNA, 6695 nt
Organism: Xyrichtys novacula (pearly razorfish)
Lineage: Eukaryota; Metazoa; Chordata; Actinopteri; Labriformes; Labridae
Source: the annotation of a GenBank genome assembly